AUGGCCGCCGACACUUCAAAACGUUCCAAUCUCGUGGAUGUGACCUACCAGGCUCUCCACCAAAACCUCUCUGGCCACCUCGAGGGCACAACCAUCGAACAACUCUCAGACAUAAUCAAGCCGCGUGUGGAUCAACUCCGUAAUAUCUCAGAACCAUUUGGAAGGCCGUCAGACGCGUCGAAGAAAAGAGUAGACUCUGGCUCGGUCACUCUUCCUGACGGGGUGAUCCUGCGCGUGGAGGAGGCGGACAAGGAGGUUGUGUUCACCAUCAGUAAGAAGCUCGGCAUCGACGAAGUGCAGGCACUCGUGCUCCUCAGGUCGUUCCUGUACAAUGAAGGUCUCCCCGAAGGCGUCAACACGGACUCGGCAAGCAUGGCGGACGAACUCGUAGAGGCUAUCACCCCCUUCUACUAUUCCGAACGCCUUCACAUCCUCCGCACCCUCAUUCCCCUCUUCCGUGCCGAGGAGAACGCCUCCGACCCAGUGUAUGAGAUCGCGAGUGAGUUGCUCCCGAAGAUCAUUCCAGACUCCAGCGCGUUCGCCUCUAGCGUCCUAGCGGAGUACCUGCAGAAGACCCACGCCGCGGUCCCCGAGGCUUCUCAAGACAAUACUCGUCAAGCCGCUGUUUGGGCGAAGCAGAACGCGAAAGAGCAGCUUGUCAUGCUGGAAGUACUCUUUUGGACGAUGUGGAGCUACGCGACUUGCAGUGGACCUUUGGUGGCGAAGAUCUACGAGACCGCGUACGAGACCCAUCUCGGCUCGCAGCAGCACAACUCAACGUUCCUGCUCGACGAGGAGAGUGCGCAAAUUCUACAGGACUGUGCUGCGCUGUGGAUUCUGAUCACUGUGGAGGUGCUGGAGUUGGAGCGUGCAGCUGGCAUGGGUGUCGAGAUUUCUGCGAACUCUACGGACAAGGACAUCUACUGGGCGUCUCCAGAAUCUCUGAAGAGGAUACAUCAGGCCGUCAUCUCUCAAGGGAACAGCAAUUUCGCGUGCACGUAUGUCGCUUGGGCCUUUGUGCUGUCUCGCAUCUCCCAUACUGCCCUAGAGCUCAAGGAAAUCCCCAAUUCCUACAUCGGCUUCUUCGACUCUCUGAUACCCAAGGAUGGCGGAGGAUACUCGAAGGACGGCAUUCGAGCGUUUGAGGUCAUGGCGAAGAUUGGCCUCAGUCCAGACGCGGGGCUGUUCAGCCUCCUCCUAACGCUGCUGACGAGCUCGCCUCUCUUCGUUACUUCUGUUGCGUGGCGCACAGGAUCUUCAGUAACAGACCCGAACGCCGUGGCUUAUAGGUCUGUCCUGAAAGGUUGGUUGCUCGUCGCUAUCGUCCAGCUUGUACCGGUCGAGCACAUACCCGACUUCGAUGGUCUCCUCGAAGUUUGGGUCGCCCUAUUCGGUAGGAGCGAACCUCAGGCAGUUGCCGGUAUUUGUCGCCAGUUUUGGGAGGCCGACUGGCAUGAGGGUAUCACCCGCCGCGCCAUUGUUGACGUGGCGCGUUCACGAUUCCCCGUGCAGGUGAAGCCAGUCAUCCGACUGUUGCGUAGCCUAACAGCGACAGGCUUCCUCGAGACAGACCCUCUCUCCACGGCGGACCAUGUUCAACCGACCGCCGAGGUAGUAGAGGAACGCCAGCUAUGCACCCGCGCUGUCUUCGAAUUCUUCGACCAGCUUCCCUCUUACACCCAAGUCAUCCAGGUCAGCACAACCAGCGGCGCGCACGCCCUCUACGAGAAGCUGCCGGAGAGGUACGGCUCAUCGUCAAUUGCCCCCGGUCCUUCGUAUAUGAACUUGCGCCCUCUCCGACUUCCGGGUGGUUCAAUACUUCCGGCGAAGUCGGUCGGACACCUUCUCAGCUCCGAUGGCGGGGACCUCAUCGUCGUGUCUUGGCAGCACAAACACUCUGGAUGGAAGGUCCUGCUCGAGCUUCUGACCGACUACGUUAACCGGAGGCGCAUGCAUUCAGGCGCAGGCGGUGGUUACAAGGACGUCUCGUUCGGUAACCGCAACACCAACCAGCCGUUGGCGUUGAAGCUGGAAGACGUCGGAGUUGAGAUGGAUCGUAACGGGGAUGAGAGCAUCAUCAUCGACGCCCUUGACCUCAUUCGAAGCGUGGUUCAGGACAACCAGGACCUGGCGCAACAACUCUUGCUCUCAAUGGAGAGCGGCGACCCUGUUGUGUCGCAUACGAUGACCGAAGCUCAGCCCCCAGAUCUUGUGCAGCUGACAACAGCCAUCCUCGAAGAAGCACUCACUCGCUCCGCCGGACAGCACCAUACCGCUCCUCGAACCCAUCUCAUCACAUCCGCUAUCAGCGUCCUCACCGCUCUUCUCGCCGUACCCAACUAUUCGAACCGCGUCUGGUUGUACAUCCGUUCGACCUCCUCCUUGUUUGGUUCUGAACGCAAUAUCGGCAUCGCGUCCACCGUGCUCGCCGCGGAACGGCUCACCGGACAUUACACGAUGACUCUGGCUCUACUCCAUCUUGUCGAUGCUCUCUUCAGCGAAGCUUCCGCCUCCGUACUCCUUGUCACCCAGCAAAAUGCGAGGUUGCAGCAAGUGAAGGAGGAAGUUCUCAUGCGGGCGGCGCGGUUCAUUCACUCGGAGAUAUGGGUGGAACAUAUGGGCUGGAAGUAUGCACAGCUUGGCGACCGGUUCGAGAUCGGGAGGCGCGUAUCGACGUUCUACAUGGAGGUCUUCAAGCACUCUUCCCCUGCGCUGAAGGACGCGCCGUUCACGAAACUCAGUCAUGCGAUUGCCGAUGCGCUGCUGUUCAAAGCCACAACGUCCACGGUGAACCCCUUGGUGGCCUCCCUCGUAACUGGUGGGUCAGUGAUGAGCAUGUUGUACGCGUCCCGCCGGUACGGCGAUGCGCGACGGCUCGUCUAUCUCCUUGAGUCGCAUCUGGCCCUCACUCGCGUCCUCCUCACGUACAAGCAGAAGUCGCCAGGCUCUUCGAAGAUCUGCCUGCUGGAGCAAGCCCUCUGCAGCCGAGUGGGAGGGGGAGGGUCCUUCGAGGGGGGUUCAUCGAGAGCCGACCCCGUCGACGCGUUGGCGGCGUACGUCAGGGAACGAAGUAUGGGCGACGUUGUGCCUGUCACGGCCAUGCAGGUCCUCUUCGCACUGUGUUCCUCGUUGUCCACCUCCGAGGGAUCCGCUUCCACUAUUAUCGGUCACCUUUCCGACCCCGAAGCGACCGUUUCCACGAUGGUACGAAUCGUUCAGCACCCCUACGACGACGCGCUCCUCCGCAACGCCGUGUGGAACUUCAUCACGCUAGCCGUCGACAAGGAGCCUGCCCUCGCACGGCUUUUUGUUACGGGCCGCUUCCGCGCGCCUAGUGUCAAGGGGAAGGAGAGAGCAGAGGACCCGGGGGCUCCCUCUAAGACCAUCAGCGCUCUCAGCGUCGCUUGCGACAUGCUAGAGUCGUGGAAUGAGCUCUGGGAGCUCAACCCGAAGCUUCUGGCCUCUUUGCUGCGCUUCCUGGACGUCGUCUGGCAGCAUGGUCACGAACACAAGGCUUCGUUGGACCCUAUCCGUGAAGACGGGAAGCUAUUCGAUCACCUUGCAGGCAUCAUCGCCGAGGAGCUCGGACCCACUCCAGACUGCGACACGGAUAGCUACAUCGUCACGGAUGGCACCCUGCAUUCCGACCACCACGAUGCCGUCUCUACCUACUCCUACCGAAGCGCCCUGAAGUCCCAUGCCGCUCACAUCCUGGCUGCGGAUAUUCGGAUGCACUUGCAGGCUCAGGAGGGCAACGCUUCUCAGGCGUGUAAAAAGAAGCCGCGGAGCUACACAGCGAUCGAGGCGAUUCUACGAUCCGAGGACCAGAUCACCGAGCUCAUUCCGGAGGCUUCAUCCAGCGCGUACCGUCCCGACCUGCAUGACGAGUUCACCGAGCUCCUCAAGCGCCAUUAUCCCACACUUUCUCUCGAGCAGCUUCAGGCGCAAGAGCCCAUUGUUGAACGCGAGUAUGGUGACGACUUCGCCUUCACGAUGUCUCUCAUUCGCCUUCGCUUGAACGCGUAUGCUGCCGACGACGAAGUGCAAGUCGAGGAGGCCGUACGUCAAUUGCACGCCAUCAACAUGAACCUCUCUCUGGCGCAUGUACAGACAACACUGGCGGAGUCGUGGCAGUAUCUGCUCCUACAGGUGGUCCCCUACUUGCGUGGCGAUGUCACCGUACGAACGCAACUUCUGUCUUUGGCGGACUCGCUCUCUGCGGACAUUGCCUCGGAACAACGUUCUGGGGAGAUGAUGUCCAACAUCCACUCCGCACGACUCUCGCUGCUAUUAUCGCUGCUCGAGAUUGCCUGGUUCUCCACGUCGGAUAAGAAGGAAGAAGUCAGCCGCUUCCUGGCUUUGGUCAAGAAUUCACGCGGGAUCAUCACCAACGGGGCGCAGCCCCCCGCCAAGUCCAUCCUUGGCCAAGUGCCUGUCCCCUUCCACCGACCUCUCCUUCAGGUUCUCUAUUUCUGCGCGCGCCACAGUAGGAGUCUUGCGCGACGUCCAAAGACUCUCACCGCCGAACACCGCUUAGCUGUUGCUGGUCUGCUCGAGGCGGCCCUUGUCUUUGUCAUUGACGGUUUGCGUAUCACCUUCGACAGAGCACGCCUCCAGUUGGAUCUCGAUGUCGACCAGGAUAUGGAGCUGCUCGUCGCUGUCUUCGAGCAGUGCACCCGUCCGGACCUCAACCCGUCGCCGACGCUCUGGCUGACUCGCUGCCAAGAGACCGACGUCGUACGUGCCAGUCUGCAGCUCUUCAGCAGCAUGGACCUGGUCGGACUGUCCGAUGUGGCUCUCCUCCGUGCCCGCAAACAACCUCUCUAUACUCCGCACGUUCUCACAUUCCACAUGGCCCUGGCCAGCAUCCCCCUAGCGGCGGAACGACUCGCAGGCGAGGGCCUCCUCUCCGCGUACAUUGAGAACGCGAUCAGUUCAGCUAUCCGGGAUGGCAACAUCGACGUCACAAUACCCGAGCUUCCAGGAGAGCAGAGUCCCGCGCACCGCGCGUACUGCUCCAUGCUAGCGAUCAUCGCUGGGGUGUCGACAGCGCUCGGUCGGCAUGGACAGUUCUUCGAGUCCGACGUAUGCGGCCUCCUGCAGUUCUACAGCGAGCAGAUCCAUCGCGGGCUAUCCUGGACGAUCGACGACCCUCUCUCGCUGCCGCACCUCGAGGAGAUCGAACAAGUCGUGAACCUCUUCGGGGCGAUCGCGCAGGGCACGGCGGCGAGCACGAACGAGGCCGUCAAGCGGGUGACGCGGUUCUUCACGUCGGACGCGCUGCUCCUCCUUCAGCAGCUCAACUACGCACUCACGCAUCCGAACCAUCUCGCCAGCCUCUUCGAGCCCAUCACCGCGGAGGAACGCGUGCGGUUUGAGGCGGACCGGGGGGUGUCGUCGAUGAAGAUGCCGUCAGAGGCGGUCGAUCCUAUGCGGCGGCCUUUCCUGGCACGCCUCGUACAUCGUCUGUACCGACUGUCGGGAACGUUGCUGUCUGCCUUGAUCGACAUCAGCAGCGCGGAGACUGUCCUGCUUGGAGAGCCAGAAGACUGGCAAGUGUCUCAGGCGCUCAUUGUACCACAUUCGAAGGUGGUCCUUGGGGAACCUGCGUCACUGGGGACGUUGCUCGAACUGGGCAACUGCUCCCUGGACAUCCUGCGCCUCCUCGUCGACCGGCCGCCCACGCAGGCCCUCACGCCUGCAACGUCAACCGAGAAGGCGCUCGACGUGCGCGACACAGUCGCUGCGACACGGCGGAACCUGGAGGCCGCGCUGCUGUACGCGGUCACUCAGCUCGCGACGUGGCUCUCGAAGCCUGAGUUCGACGCACCCGCGGACGAGGCGGACGGGGACGAGAUGCUUGUUGAGGGCGGCGCGGGCGAGGCGGCGAGCUCGCUGAAGGAACGGCGCGCGGCGCGCAAGGCGUCGAUGUCGCUUGCGGAGCGGCUUAGGAGGGGUAUGACGGGCGAGAUGGCGGCGGAUCUGCAGGGGCUGUUGGGCAAGGCGAAGCCGGUCAUUGCGAAGAGUGCGGUGGUGCUAGGGGAGAAGGACGUGGACUUGACGCAAGUGCUCGCGUACUUUGUGCAGGAGCGGAUAUCGGUUCCGGCGUAGUGUACAGGUGAUGAAGGCGUGUUGUGUUGGUGUCGGUGUCGUUAUGUGUAUGUCAAAAGUUCUCUAGUUCGUAUCGCGUUGUGCUGUGUAGCC
Trametes versicolor FP-101664 SS1 is the source of this 6204-nucleotide messenger RNA. RefSeq lists its product as uncharacterized. The transcript has 4 exons. The record is from RefSeq and is a predicted model, not a curated record. Gene Ontology annotation, cellular component: nuclear pore inner ring. Gene Ontology annotation, molecular function: structural constituent of nuclear pore. Bases 1 to 6111 code for a protein of 2036 amino acids. Gene Ontology annotation, biological process: protein import into nucleus; RNA export from nucleus. Lineage: Eukaryota; Fungi; Basidiomycota; Agaricomycetes; Polyporales; Polyporaceae.